AUAUUUGACAAGUAAUUUGUUGACAUCAUACGUUGAAAAUAUCUGUAAUUUUACAAUUUUUGUUCAGUUACCGCUUACAAACUUAACCAACAAUGGAAGCAUUAGAUUUACUUGAAAAGCGUAUUGAUACACUAUCUCGAAUGUUGGGUCCGCUUCCCGACGAAGGAAACACAGCAUCUGCAGGUGCUGGCUCCGAUUCAAACAAACCACCAGCCGCACCCGAUACAGUAGUCGACUCAUUACUAACAGUGAAUAGUAUGCUAAGUGGGGUUAUUGGUAACCGUGAACAAAUUGCAAAAACAAUUGCUCGUGCUCCUGAACUUGAAAAAUAUUUGGAUCCAAAUUUCUUAGAAGAGAAUCAACAAGUUCGCUCAAAAGAAGUUUAUUUAAAUGCUAUAGCCCCAGACUUACAUUCUCAAUUCGAACAGUUGGAUCGUGUAAAACAACUUGAACCGACAUUAGGCGCUGAAUAUUUCCGCAGUAUACCAGGCGAAUGUACCGAAAAUUUGAAACAGCAUUCAGAAGAUAACACCGAGUUCGCUCACCAAGCCGAGUUAAUAGAAGAAAGUUUAAUUUUGGCUAUGAAACGGUAUGGGGAAAUACAAACCGGACUUUUGGAGUCGCUUGGAUCCAUGAAUAAACGGCUGGAAGCGAUAGAAGAAAAAAUGGAUCAAAAAAAGCGGGCCGAAGCUGAAAAAGAACUACCCUCUCCUAAAGAGUGAACACUUUCGUCUAUCUAAUUCGUAUUUGUAUAUUUUUAAGUUGCAAUGGGCAGAAAUUUAUGUUCAUAGAUAUGUAUUAACUUGUAUUUUAUAUGUAGCGUUUAUUCUGAUUACUUCUAAGUCCAUGUCCUUUGCUCUGUCAUAAAUAUAAUUGAAAAAUUGCUAA
Bactrocera tryoni is the source of this 888-nucleotide messenger RNA. RefSeq lists its product as uncharacterized. Gene Ontology annotation, cellular component: dynactin complex. Lineage: Eukaryota; Metazoa; Arthropoda; Insecta; Diptera; Tephritidae. Gene Ontology annotation, biological process: cytoskeleton-dependent cytokinesis. The transcript has a single exon. The record is from RefSeq and is a predicted model, not a curated record. Bases 93 to 722 code for a protein of 209 amino acids.